AUGCGCGUUAAAACGUUAAGGCAGAUAAAAAAUCAGCGGGGACAUCGUAACCAUCAUCAUAGCAGUCACCAUAACCACAGCCAUGUGGCAGCCAAUGCAGCGAUUGAGGCGCACUAUUUUUCACCCGAAAGACUGAACGCGCUAGCGAAUUGCAUGAAUCCACCGUACAGAAUGCCGCCACAACCGCUCGGUGCGUACGGUAUGCAGCACGAACAUCACUCCAGCAUACCGGGGACGGCAUCGACGGAGGCACAUGUACUGAACACGCCGCUCCGAACACAUUCCUCCAAGUUUCCGAUCGAACGGGAACUGAUACUGUCGUCAAACAAAAAUUCCUCCAAAAUCCCACUAAUGCAGGAUAACCGAAACAACAGUAUUCCGGCACUGUUGAACCGUUCUGCCACCUCUGCAAUAGGGCCCGAUCUGCCGGUGAAACAAACACAGGCAUGGAACCAACCACAAAUGGACGUUAUACAUUCGGCUGUGUCUGGGUCGAUGCCACGCACGAUCGUACGCUUUCCGGAAGAUGUGACCGCACUGGCCGAUCGGGAUGGAAGCUUCGCCCAGCGGGAAAAAGAUUCUACCACGGUGAAGAAAUCCGUCACCAAGACCUACCAUACGCUGAAGGACCUGAUCUCAUCCAAGUUUAAAAAGGACGCCAACGAACAAAGCGAUGAGCUGAACAACGUAACCUCAAUGCUGCACGGUCAUCAGUCGAACUUGGAGCCGGGGCAAUCAAGCGGUCAGCAGCACCAACAGCAACACGGCGGCAAUAAUCAGAGCGGAUCGUACAUGUACAGCUCGGCGUCCGACAACAACCUGCUGCAGGCGCAGUCUAACCUAAACGUGUGGCCGUCCAGCAGCCAAAGCAACUCCCCGCUGUACUAUCACAAGAAGUUCUCCGAUCCGGCGGAAGGGUUCAGCGCCUCGAAAGCCCUCUCACAGCCGCAGCUCAAUAUCGGCGAACAGUCGAACCGUAACGCGCAGCACGUGGUCAGUAUGUUGCCGGCCCCCGUCGACGGUACGGAUAGCGAUGAUGGUGGAUUCCGGCAGCACAGUGUUAGUCGGCAGACGAAUCAGUCCAUGCCGAACGGGGCCGGCCAAAGUCAGGCUGCAGCGAUGCACAGUGGCCGAUCCAACGCUCCACAACCUGCCUAUAUCCAAAACUAUCGUCACAAUCACGCUCAACAGCAGCAGCAGCAACAGCAUCUACAGCAGCAACAUCACAUGUCGUACCAGCAGGCCCUUCAUAAUGCUAAACAGCGGGCGGCAUUGGAGGGUGGUUCCAGCUCCAACAUUCAAUCGGCGUCCUACAAUACGACCGUGACGGUGGGGGAUCAAAGUUCAAGCCAUCUACAUCAUCACCACCACCAUCACCAUCAGGGUGAGGCCGGACUGCAAAAGCACACCAUUUCGGUGGACAUUAACAGUGGAUCGUCGGUGAACAUAUCUACCGGGGAGUCGCACGAUGCGGGCCCGUACGAUAAAAAUGGGAACCAUUCGUCCAACAUCGAUUCUGGGCGCGGUAGCUCUUCUAUGGCCACCGCCAGUGCUGAUGCGGUGAUGGAGAAGAGCAAAGUCAAAUCAGACGGUGAAUGGAUUGAUGUGGUUGAUGUGGAGUUGCGCAACAUUCUGGAACCGGGUAUGAAGUCUAUGAACCUCCGUCCGGAGAGUACCAUGUCCGAGAGUGCCUCCUCAAUGUCUCCACCGUUGCCACCGCUCUCUCCGCAUGAGGCAUACAACCACGGUACUGGGCAAAGUAGUAGCAAUCUCCAGCCGAAGCCCAACAACACCGCCGCCAAGCUGCAAAAGCAAGAGUACGGCACUGAUACGUAUAAUCGGGCAAGCAAAAACCCACAGCCAAUCGGGCCCUCCAAGGGACAACCAUCGCCCAACACAAUACAGAACUACAUGAACCAUUUGAAGCUCUCCAGCAACAAGAAGCACGAGCAGAACGCACUGAAAAAGCACUUGUUUGGACUAGAUACGGACGUUGCCUCCGUCACCAACACGACCCGAUCGCUAGAUCUCGAAUCCCUGCUCGGCGGUCCCUGGGACGGUGCUCAGUCGGUAUCGGAAUCAGAAACAGAUGGCGGUGGCUUACAGCAAAUCCGUAACCAGCUCGAGGGUCUCGAGACGAUGUACAGUGAGGUACUGAAAAUGUUAGGUAAUCGUAUGGCCACCAACGAGUCAACGCUACGGGCGAAUAGACGUCGACGGCAUGGCAGCAUGUCUUCGCUACCGUCCAGUUCCAUUAGUGGCCGCCCAAUUCGUGACCGGCGAAGAUUAGACGAACGUCGCAAGGUGCGUGAUAUCAAAGGCAUCAACAAACGCUUCCAGCGACUGGAAUCACACGUGGUCACGCUAGCACGCAGCGUUGCUCACCUAUCGUCAGAGAUGCGCUCGCAACACCUCGUUUCACAGGAACUGGAGGAGUUGCGUAACGAUUUGGCACUGUUGCGCUCACAAUCGAUGCACAACCUGCCGCUGAACAGUAGUGGUAAUGCGGGUAAUGCAUCCACACGCGAACCGAUCAACCUGACCAACCCGAAGCGUGUGAAGAAGUUGACUAAAUUUUUUGGCGAAGAUCCACCGCUGAUGAAACUGUUUCUCAAAAAACUCGGCUAUGAGAAAUAUGCGCCCAUCUUCGAGAGUGAACGCGUCGGCAUGAUCGAGCUGCCGUAUCUGGGCGAGGAAAGGCUGCAGAAGAUGGGCAUACCACUCGGGCCGAGACUGAGGAUUCUCCAGGAGGCACAAAUAUCGCUGUGUCGCGAUACGACGCUCUGCAUCGUUUAAGCCGCGUGAUCGUACGUAGUGACGUGAGCCAAAGAACUGAAACAAGCAAACAAGUAUUUUUUUUUUAGACAUCGU
Anopheles marshallii is the source of this 2871-nucleotide messenger RNA. RefSeq lists its product as uncharacterized. Gene Ontology annotation, molecular function: protein binding. The coding region runs from base 1 to 2796 and encodes 931 amino acids. The record is from RefSeq and is a predicted model, not a curated record. Lineage: Eukaryota; Metazoa; Arthropoda; Insecta; Diptera; Culicidae. The transcript has 7 exons.